CACAACCAACGCCAGUCCUUCCUCUGUCUCUCGUUCUCGCUCUCAGUUGACAUCACCACCACUACCACCAUCACCACCACCACGCCAUUCUCCUUGACGUCUACCGCCUCCUCCACUCCUUCACCUUCGCCCCGGUCCGCAUACGACGACGACGACGACUCUCCUCCCCCGCUUGUCGACCGCAUAGCUGGCCGACUUGCCCCCAAUGCUAUCUUCUGUCCGCCCCCAAUCCCGCCAACAUGACUGAAGUCGUCGCCAAUGGCUCUAGCUCUGGCUCCGGCUCCGGCUAUGCCGCUCUCGAUUUCUCGGCUACCAGAUCAGCUCUGACAUCGUCCUCCACCGCCACCAGAAUAGCGCACCUGCGCACGCUUGAGGAUAGGAUAUCCAACACCGACAGCGACCCGGACCAGGCCUGGGCACGCAGGUUCGUCCAGCUGCUCUUCUGGACACACGCCUUCUACACCGACAGACCUUCCCGACUCGCUGUUCAGAAAUGUCUUUCUGCCCUUCUUGCCAACGGCCUCGAGCCCGAAGUCCUCUCCGCUUUUGUGGCCGCCGUGCGCGCCGAGUCGCAGAAGUCCGGAAUCGCUGCGAGCAAUGCCUUCGUCCUGGUUGAGUGGUGCAGCUUGCUCAUGCAGCACCUCGCAAAGACGCCCGAAUGGGAUAGGCUGGCCCCUCAAGUCCUCCUGAGUGACGCUGAUGCUCUGGAUAAAUGCCUGCUGCCCGCCGCCAAGGGUGGUAUGGCGCAUUCCGCUAUCGUUGUUACCCGCAGAGGACUGCGCAAACUCUUUGCCGCCCACCCAAGCCCCGAGAAGGCCCUCAAGGACGCCGUGCAGCUGUUGACUACCAAGGCCGCCCAACCGUCGGCGAAGAAUUCUCCUCUUCUUGGCAUCAUCGCUGGCGUCAGCUCGAGAACGCCCGCCGUCAAGGCAGCCCUCGAGUCCCAAAAGCCUCAAUACUUCGCCUUCUACACCAGGGAGAUUAUUGGCUCACGGACGUCCCUGCCCAGGCAUGUCGCAUCGGGUCUGCGUGACUUCUUCCACGACUUCGUCUCUCUCGACGAGCUCGCCAAGGAGGUGAUUCCGCCUCUCGAAAAGGGUCUGCUCAGAGCCCCCGAGAUUGUCUUGAGUGACGUCCUGAUCCCUCUGGUUCGCUCCCUUCCCGAGGAGUACGACCUUUCCCAAGUCCUGGCGGGCAACUUGUUGAAGCCUAUCCUUUCCAACGUCAAGUCAAGCAACGUUGUUACCCGCACUGGCGCUGUCAAGGCCUUCGGCGUUCUGGCUGCCCAGAGCCGCGAUCAACAGGCUCUGGAGAAGGUCUCGGAAGAGAUUGUUGCGCCCGUCAAGGGCGGAAAGCUGGCAUCAGCAGACCACAGGAUCCUCCAUUGUGAGAUGCUCGAGGCUAUCCCCCUCUCCAAGACCACCGCCGAUAAGAUUGCGACAGCAUUGGCGGCUGUCUCGGCCAAGGAGGGAAACGAGGCCGCGCUCACCGUCGAGACAUCGGCACUCGCGAGAUCGGCUGGUUAUCUGUUGCAGAAUGACGCCGAAGUGGCCAAGUCCGUUGUGGAUGCAUGCGUCAAGGGCAUCUCUGACAAAAAGUUCCCAACUCGUCGCGUCUGGCUACUGCGCGUCGGAGAAAUCUUCAACUCGGCUGCCGGCUUGGGGGAUCUCUCUUCGGCCACGGUCAAGUUUGCCGAAGCUGUUUUGCCCAAGCUUCUAGAUACUUACAAUGAAGUCGUCGCAAACCCCUUGACUGCCGCGCAAAACAACCUGACGGUUGGUGCCUUCAUUGUUACCACCCUCACCUCUCUAUCGCAGCAAAGUGACGUGUCUUCGACCGUCAAGUCGGCACUCGCCAGGGUCUCCAUCCCGGCCCAGUGUCUCGCACUCGAGCCCAAGCCUUCGUUCCUGCUGAACCCUCGUAUCUACGGCAAGAUCAUCGUGGAGGAUGAGCUCAUUUGGUUCUGUCGAGCACUGUCGGUCGCUGCAGAACAUCUGACUGAGAAUACCCCCAAGCCGGUCACCGUCGCCUGGGCUGAAGCAUUCAUCUACGUCAUUGGUGCCUCGGUGGUCACCCCCAAGGUCCGACAGAUUGCAACGGAUAGCUUGUCCCGGGUGUACGCUACCAGACCGGCCCUUGUCUCCCAAGCCGUCGUCGACGGCAUUUGGCACUGGCUCGAGACUUUGGAAACCGGCGACAAGGACAGCGCAGCGGUUUUGUCCAAGACUGACAAGACCAAUCUGUACUUAGCCCUCCGUGCGAUCUGCAUCAACCCCAAGGGCCUGAGUGAGCAGGAACAGAGCGCCGUGAGAGACGUCGUGGACAAGCAGCUUUGCUCGCUGCUCGUUCUCGCCCGCCACGAACUCGUGCCCCGAACCAGCUGGAUUGAACUCUGCUUGCGUGUGGAGAGGGACCCGGGAGAUCUGGCUCGUCAGAUCGAGGGCGACCUGCUCCAGGAGAUCUCGGACAGAACCUCCAUCGACCAACAGUCGGAUCUUGUGAAGCAGGCUGCCUGCAACGCCGCAGCCGAGCUCGCUUUCGUUGCCCCAGACUCCAUGACUAGUAAGAUUGUUGACUUUAUCCGAAAAGACCUGGAACCCGAGGAACUGCGAACCAUUGGUCCCGUAGAGGCUGCCAUUUUCCGAACUCCUGAGGGAACCGCCUUCGUGGAUGUCCUCGCGAAAAAGGCACAGACGACUGUACCUGACAAGAACAACAAGGACUACGACAUCCUGAAAUGGGAGGCCGAGCUGAGGACGCAGCUGGCGCAGAAGAAGGGUCAGCAGAAGAAGCUUACGGCGGAGGAGACAGCCAAGGUCAAUGCCCAGCUCAAGAAGGAGGCAGGUAUCCGAGAGCAGGUCCGUCGCAUCGAAGCAAGAUUACUACGCGGCAUUGGCAUCGUCCAAAGUCUUGCAACCGGCCCUCCUACCGAAGCCUCCCUCUGGAUGGGGCCCGCCGUUAAAGCACUUCUGGACGUGAUCGACGCUGGCGCCAGUCUUCUUACAGGCGAUGCUGCACCCCUUGCCUACCUGGCUUGCUCGGACCGAAUCACCAGUCGUUUGGGUCCCAUGAGGCCCUUUGUCGGAGCGGCAACCCUGCGUGCUCGAGGCGUUACCACACUUUCCGAGGACUACAAACAGGAGCCUGUCGACGAGCUUGUGACCAGAGUGCUCUACCGACUGCGUUUUGCCGGAGAGCAGCGUCCUUUCGACACCGUGUCUCUCAUCUACGUCCUUCCCCUGGUCUUCACCGUCCUCGAGAGCGGUGGCUUCGGCUCGUCCCCCGAUGACCGAGACGCACAGCUCGUCCUUGCCAUUGAGUUCCUGUCCUUCCACACCAAUACUUGCGAAGACCUAGCAACCCCUCGGCUGGAGGUCAUGUCCUCGUUGAUCUUGUCCAUGCAACAGUACACUCAGCAUUACAAGAUCAUCAAGGAUUGCUUCGCUGACAUGUGUCGAUGCGUCGCCCCCAAUAUGACCGCCGAGGAAAUCGCGUCUCUGGCCAAGGGAGCCAUUGUGCCCCAGGUCAGCGUACGAACCGCAGUAUUGCAAGCCAUCAGCUCGGAAGUCGACAUGAGCGACUUUGACUUCUCUGACGAGAUAUGGCUGGCCUGCCACGAUGACGUCGAGGAGAACGUCGAGCUUGGCCGCGAUAUAUGGGAGGAGAGCGGCUUCGCGUUGUCCGAAGAGGUCCCGGCCAAGAUGCUUCCCUACCUGGACAGCGUUGAUGGCCAGCUCCGAAGGGCAGCAGCACGAUCCCUGGCCGAGGCUUGCACAGCCCACAAGCCCACUCUCGAGCCGACAUUGGAGUCUCUCAAAAACUCGUACACCGAGCUCGCCAAGCCCCGCGUUCCUCAGUUGGACGAGUACGGCAUGCCCAAGAAGACCAACCUGGCAGAUCCCUGGGAAUCGCGGCACGGCAUCGGGUCUGCCUUCAGGGAGCUGACCCCUCACAUGGCAAAGCAGCAGCUCGAUCCUUUCUUCGAGUUCCUCAUCGAGAAGGGGCCUCUUGGUGACCAGAACGCAAACGUCCGCAGCGAGAUGCUGGAUGCCGCCAUCCGGGCCAUUGAUCUUCACGGCAAGGGCAUGGUUGAAAAACUGAUGAAGGUGUUUGAGCGCACGCUGGAAGGACCUGACAAGAACACAGAGUCCUCGGACCGUGUCAACGAAGCCGUCAUCAUCAUGUACGGCGCACUCGCCCGCCAUCUGAACCCGGGCGACUCCAAACUUCCGGUCGUCAUUGACCGCCUGCUGGUAACCCUGAGCACGCCGUCGGAGACGGUGCAGUACGCCAUUGCCGAAUGCCUGCCGCCGUUGGUGCAGGCGUACGGAGACAAGUCGUCAAAAUACUUCUCGCAGGUCCUCGAGACGUUGCUGACGUCCAAGAAGUAUGCCGAGCAGCGAGGUGCCGCUUACGGCCUGGCUGGACUCGUGCAAGGCCGCGGCAUUUCAUCACUGAAGGAUCAGCGCAUCAUGAUGACACUCAGAGGCGCCAUCGAAAACAAAAAGGAAGCAAACCAACGAGAGGCAGCAUUCCUCGCAUACGAGCUUCUUUCCACCAUUCUGGGCCGCCUCUUCGAACCCUACGUCAUCCAGAUCGUCCCGCAGCUGCUCACCGGGUUCGGUGACAGCAACGCCAACGUCCGAGACUCGUGCCUGGCGGCGGCAAAGGCCUGCUUUGGCAAGCUGAGCUCGUAUGGUGUCAAGAAGAUCCUCCCCACCCUGCUGAACGGCCUGGACGACGACCAGUGGCGCAGUAAGAAGGGAGCCUGUGACCUCCUGGGAGCCAUGGCCUAUCUCGAUCCCAACCAGCUGGCCCAGAGCCUGCCGGAUAUCAUCCCGCCCCUCACGGGUGUUCUCAAUGACAGUCACAAGGAGGUUCGCUCCGCCGCCAACAAGAGUCUGAAGAGGUUCGGCGAGGUCAUAAACAACCCCGAGAUCAAGGGCCUCGUCGAUAUCCUGCUCAAGGCGCUCAGCGACCCGACUAAGUACACGGACGAAGCCUUGGAUUCCCUCAUCAAGGUUCAAUUCGUGCACUACCUGGACGCGCCCUCCUUGGCGCUAGUCACUAGGAUCCUGCAGCGCGGCUUGGGCGACCGGUCCAACACCAAGCGCAAGGCGGCACAAGUCAUUGGCAGUCUGGCGCAUCUUACCGAACGCAAGGAUCUUGUCUCGCACUUGCCGAUCCUCGUCGCAGGACUCAAGCUCGCCAUCGUCGACCCGGUCCCCACGACCCGUGCCACGGCUUCCAGGGCUCUGGGAUCCCUGGUGGAGAAGCUGGGAGAAGACGCGCUGCCGGAUCUCAUUCCGGGACUCAUGCAAACCCUCAAGGCAGACAACGGCGCCGGAGAUCGCCUCGGCUCUGCCCAAGCCCUCAGCGAGGUGCUUGCCGGCCUGGGCACCACCAGACUUGAGGAGACUCUCCCGACCAUUCUGCAAAACGUCGAAUCCACCAAGCCGGCGGUUCGCGAGGGCUUUAUGUCCCUCUUCAUCUUCCUUCCCGUCUGCUUUGGCAACAGCUUUGCAAACUACCUGGGCAGGAUCAUUCCGCCCAUCUUGUCUGGUCUUGCCGACGACGUCGAGUCCAUCCGUGAGACCGCCCUCCGUGCCGGUCGGCUCCUCGUCAAGAACUUUGCCGUACGCGCCGUCGAUUUGCUGCUUCCCGAACUUGAGCGUGGCUUGGCCGACGACAACUACCGUAUCCGACUCAGCUCCGUCGAACUCGUUGGCGACCUCCUCUUCAACCUUACUGGCAUUAGCGGCAAGACAGAGGACGGAGACGAGGACGAGGAAAGUGCCAGGGAGGCCGGUGCGUCCCUGCGUGAAGUUCUCGGCGAGGAGAAGAGGAACAAGAUCCUUUCGGCCCUCUAUGUAUGUCGCUGCGAUACUGCCAACGCGGUUCGCUCCGCUGCCGUUGCCGUGUGGAAGGCCCUGGUCCCGAGCCCGCGCAUUCUCAAGGAGUUGGUGCCGACUCUUACUCAGCUCAUCAUUCGGCGCCUGGGCAGCUCCAACAUGGAACACAAGGUCAUUGCCAGCAAUGCUCUCGGCGAAUUGAUCCGCAAGGCAGGCGACGGCGUCCUGUCCACUCUACUGCCAACUCUCGAGGAAGGGUUGCAGACAUCCACGGAUACAGACGCGAAGCAGGGUAUCUGCCUCGCGCUCAAGGAGCUCAUUGCUUCGGCGUCAGAGGAAGCUCUGGAGGACCACGAGAAGACGCUCAUCUCCGUCGUCAGGACGGCUCUUACCGACUCGGAUGUGGACGUCAGGGAGGCUGCCGCAGAAGCGUUCGACUCGCUCCAAAACAUUCUGGGCAAGAAGGCGGUGGACCAGGUGCUCCCCUACCUGCUCAACCUCCUUCGGUCCGACGAGAACGCCGACAACGCGCUGUCGGCCCUGCUCACCCUUCUCACGGAGACGACUCGCUCCAACAUUAUCCUCCCCAACCUCAUUCCCACGCUCAUCACCCCUCCCAUCUCCGCGUUCAACGCCAAGGCUCUGGCAUCCCUGUCGAGGGUGGCCGGUGCCGCCAUGAACCGCCGGCUGCCGAACAUCAUCAAUUCCCUGAUGGACAACAUCAUCAACUGCGAGGACGACGCUCUGACCGAGGAUCUCGAGAAAUCAUUCGAUACCGUCAUCCUGUCCAUCGACGAGUACGACGGGCUCAAUACGGUCAUGAACGUUCUGCUGCAACUCACAAAGCACGACGACCACCGCAGACGCGCCGCCACCACCCGCCACCUGUGCAAGUUCUUCGCUGCCGGCGACGUGGACUACUCGCGUUACAACCAGGACAUUGUCCGGUCUCUUCUCAUCUCCUUUGAUGACAGAGACCAGGAUGUCGUCAAGGGAGCCUGGGCUGCGCUCACUGAGUUCACAAAGAAACUCAAGAAGGAGGAGAUGGAGGGCUUGGUCGUCUCAACUAGGCAGACUCUGCAACAGGUGGGCGUUGCCGGCGCGAACUUGCCCGGUUUCGAGCUACCCAAGGGCAUCAACGCCAUCCUGCCGAUCUUCCUACAGGGCCUCAUGAACGGCACCCCCGAUCAGAGAACACAGGCAGCCCUGGCCAUCUCCGACAUUGUCGACCGGACGAGCGAAGCUUCGUUGAAGCCGUUCGUCACGCAGAUUACAGGUCCUCUCAUUCGUGUGGUUUCCGAGAGAUCCACCGACGUUAAGUCGGCCAUCUUGCUGACUCUUAACAACCUCUUGGAGAAGAUGCCUGCGGCUCUCAAGCCGUUUCUGCCACAGCUCCAACGUACUUUUGCCAAGUCUCUUGCGGACACGUCGAGCGAGAUCCUGAGGGCGCGCGCUGCCAAGGCAUUGGGCACCCUCAUCAAGUACACGCCGCGCAUCGACCCGCUGAUUGCCGAGCUCGUUACGGGCUCUAAGACUUCGGAUCCUGGAGUCAAGACGGCCAUGCUCAGCGCGCUCUACGAAGUCAUUAGCAAGGCUGGCGCGAACAUGGGCGAGGCGUCACGGACCGCCGUCUUGGGGCUCAUUGACAUGGACACCGACGAGAGAGAUGACGCCAUGACGAUCACAAACGCCAAGUUGCUCGGAGCGCUGAUCAAGAACGUGCCCGAAGAGGUUGCCAACGGACUGCUCAAGAACCGUGUGGUGACAAGCCAUUGGAGCCACUCUUCGGCGCUUGCGUUGAACGCCGUCCUCGUCGAGUCUCCCCAAAGCCUACUAGAGAGUCCUCUGGUGGACGACUUGCCCGAUAUCCUCAGCCAGGGCAUGUCGAACAAGAACCCUUACAUCGCCGACAACGUUAUUCUUGCCACGGGCAAGUAUCUUCUUUCCGAGUCUACCAAGACUUUCGAGACAAACAAGAAGAUGUUCGAGGCGCUCGCCAAUGUCAUUCAACCCGGGAACUCUACUGACUCCCGCCGACUCGCUUUGGUCAUUGUCCGAACCAUGAGCCGCGUAAACAUGGACAUGGUGAGGCCGCAUGUCGCUGCUCUCGCGGGCCCCGUCUUUGCCAGUGUCAGAGACCCCGUCAUCCCUGUCAAGCUGGCGGCGGAAGCUGCUUUUGUGGCCCUUUUCAACGUCGUGGACGACGAGACUAGAGUGUUUGACAAGUACGUCGAAGGUGCCAACCUGCCGCCGAACACCAAGAGGAGCAUGCAGGACUACUUCAAGCGCGUAACGAUGCGACUGGGCGCGCAAGCACGUGAGCGUAGAGAGGCAGAGGGUGGCCAGGGAGGCCUGGGUCUGUCAAACGAUGAGGUUGAGGACGAAAGGGAGAUUUGGAGUGUGGGCAAGGUCGACGUGGGCGAAGACGUAUUUGGCAAGGAGUGAUCAGACAAACCAGAUGGAUGAAUCUUUGGCGGCGGACGAGGGUGUGGGGGGUUGGUUGAUUUGAAGUUACAAAAGUUUACAUUGAUCAGACAUAUAAUGUCACAUGCAAGAAACAGUGGUUUAGCUGCCGCCGCGGUCUGAGCCGACACACUGAGAGAUGUUUGAUAUGAAGGUGCGUUGUUACGGGCUUCCUUCUCUUCUCUUCUCUCCCUCACUUCAGGAACUGGGCGGCGAUAGUAAGGAGGGGGAUGGGCAAUAGAUGGACUUGGGGGACAAUGAGA
Colletotrichum destructivum is the source of this 8578-nucleotide messenger RNA. RefSeq names its product Putative armadillo-like helical, TOG domain-containing protein. NCBI's taxonomy places the organism in Eukaryota, Fungi, Ascomycota, Sordariomycetes, Glomerellales, Glomerellaceae. Gene Ontology annotation, cellular component: cytosol. Gene Ontology annotation, molecular function: protein kinase regulator activity. Gene Ontology annotation, biological process: cellular response to amino acid starvation; regulation of translation. The record is from RefSeq and is a predicted model, not a curated record. The transcript has 3 exons. The coding region runs from base 240 to 8297 and encodes 2685 amino acids.